AUUUAUUCUCGAUUCAGUGUCGAAUUCGUUAUUUCGGUUCCCUCUCGAUCGCGCAUGCGUAUUAUUAGUUCACGCAUGCUUAUUGGUAUUAUUGCUCUAGGAAUUCACCAUUUUUAUACCGGUGGAAACAAAAGCUUGCCGCUUUAAAGCAUGGCAGAUGGAGAGGGUUUCGUGGUGCGAGUGCGAGGAUUGCCUUGGUCCUGUUCAGCCGAUGAAGUCCAAAGAUUCUUCUCAGAAUGUAAGAUCGCGAACAACGGCACGAGCAUCCACUUCACCUACACGAGGGAAGGCCGGCCGAGCGGAGAGGCGUUUGUGGAGUUCGAAAACGAGGACGAUCUGAAGAUCGCUGUAAAGAAGGACCGAGAAACCAUGGGACACCGUUAUGUAGAAGUUUUCAAAUCCAACAGUGUGGAAAUGGACUGGGUUUUAAAGCACACCGGUCCUAACUGUCCAGACACGGCAGGAGACGGCCUGGUCAGGCUCCGAGGUCUGCCCUUUGGCUGCAGCAAAGAGGAGAUUGUUCAGUUUUUUGCAGGGUUGGAAAUCGUGCCAAAUGGGAUAACAUUGCCGGUGGACUUCCAGGGGAGGAGUACGGGGGAGGCCUUCGUGCAGUUUGCUUCACAGGAUAUAGCUGAAAAGGCUCUAAAGAAACACAAGGAAAGAAUAGGGCACAGGUACAUAGAGAUUUUCAAGAGCAGCCGCGCAGAGGUGCGUACACACUACGAGCCGCAGAGGAAGGUGAUGGGAAUGCAGAGGCCGGGACCCUACGACCGGCCGGGCGGCCGCGGAUACAACAGCAUGAGCCGGGGGGUCUCGUUCGAGCGCGUACGACGUGGAGGAUACGGAGGAGAUGGGCGUUACGGGGACGGCGGUUCCUCUUUUCAGAGCACGACCGGUCACUGUGUGCAUAUGAGAGGCCUCCCGUACAGAGCCACAGAAACCGACAUCUAUAACUUUUUCUCUCCCCUGAACCCGGUGCGUGUGCACAUGGAGAUCGGACCUGACGGGAGAGUAACCGGCGAAGCAGACGUGGAGUUCGCGACGCACGAAGACGCCGUAGCUGCCAUGUCAAAAGACAAAGCCAAUAUGCAGCAUCGUUACGUCGAGCUGUUCCUGAACUCGACAGCAGGGGGCAGCAGCGGCGGAUAUGGAGGAAACCAGUCGUCUUAUGGACACGGCGGUCAGCAGAUGAGCUCCGGAUACAGCGGCGGCUACAGCAACCAGAGCAGCAUGGGAGGAUACGGUGAUUACAGUAAUCAGGGCGGAAUGGGGAGUAGUUACUACGGCGGGGGAAGCCGCGGCUCCAUGGGGAUGAACGGCCUGAACAGCAGCAUGGGUGGAGGCUGGGGCAUGUAGCUACAACCAGCUCCGAUCUCCACUAACUCCCGGAUUUCACGUUUCUCUACGAUUUCAUUUGCUUUCUUAGCAACGUUUUUUUUUUGUGUUUUUUUUUUUAAAACAAGUGAAAACCUUUUCCAGUUUUAUUUUUCGUUGUUUUGUAUCGAAGGUGAAGUACAUUUCCAGACGUUACCUUAGCCGUAAACAUUGCCUGUCAAUUAGUUGAAGUAUUUAUAUGCACAAGGACAACUUUCUUGACUGUCUGGGGAAAGGGGGGGGGAAUUCAGAUUUGUAGCGUGAAGCUGAUUUUGUUGGAAAGCAUGAAUGCAGAGGGAGCUGUAGCUGUUGCGUAAUGUUCAGUAGAUGCAUGUAUUGUUUAUAGUGUUUUGAUCGUGCGCUCUUCUCUCUCUAACUGUAAUUUUCUUUCUUCUAAUGCGAUGCGAGGAACAGAUCGACGUCCAGCUUUCAGUUGUUGCACACGAGCGGAUAUUUUUUGCUGGGGCAGUGUUUAUUAAAAUCGGUAUCGUUCCAUUGAACAA
Silurus meridionalis is the source of this 1877-nucleotide messenger RNA. RefSeq names its product heterogeneous nuclear ribonucleoprotein H1 (gene hnrnph1). The transcript is spliced from 11 exons. Bases 151 to 1356 code for a protein of 401 amino acids. Gene Ontology annotation, cellular component: nucleoplasm; ribonucleoprotein complex. The record is from RefSeq and is a predicted model, not a curated record. Gene Ontology annotation, biological process: regulation of RNA splicing. NCBI's taxonomy places the organism in Eukaryota, Metazoa, Chordata, Actinopteri, Siluriformes, Siluridae. Gene Ontology annotation, molecular function: RNA binding.